Struthio camelus australis is the source of this 1125-nucleotide messenger RNA. The record is from RefSeq and is a predicted model, not a curated record. NCBI's taxonomy places the organism in Eukaryota, Metazoa, Chordata, Aves, Struthioniformes, Struthionidae.
GAUUCAUCGUCUCAAUGGAAGCGGUACCAGGCUGGGUCCCAGCAGUGGGUUUCACACUCUUGCCCCAUGCAGGAGGAUUUUUAGGAGGCAAGAUAACCAAAAAGGAAAUCCCCGUGUGGUAUGAAACUCUACAGAAGCCAUCUUGGCGUCCACCUAACUGGAUGUUUGCUCCUGUUUGGGGAACUCUCUAUACAUCUAUGGGAUAUGGCUCCUACCUGGUGUGGAAGGAACUGGGGGGCUUCAAUGAAAAGUCUGUGGUUCCACUGGGUCUGUAUGCAGGGCAGCUGGCAUUAAACUGGGCAUGGACUCCCAUAUUUUUUGGAGCUCACAAAAUGGGAUGGGGUUUGGUGACUCUCCUACUCACCACCGGUGCAGCAACAGCUACAACUGCUUCCUGGUGUAACGUCAACAGAACGGCAGCGUAUUUGAUGGUUCCUUAUUUAGCUUGGUUAACCAUGGCUUCUGUGCUCAAUUACCGUAUCUGGAAGGACAAUCACAACAAGAAACAACCCGAAUAAAGAAUCUUCUUAGGAGAGAGACAUCAGCCAAAAGAUCUUUUUUUAAAGAGUUUUCUAAAUGGCCUUCCUGUAUUUUUAGCUGAACUACUUAAUGCUAUUAGACAAAGCGACUGCUAAUUACUAUUUGACAGAGCAGUACUUGUUUAAAAGCAAGCGUGCCUUUACUAGACAAGUCACAAAGGGCUGCAUACCUUGGUGACUUUUAUAACACAAUAAAAGACAGUGAUUAAAAAGAUACUAGUUUUCUAUAUCAUAGUUAAAAUGCUGUUGUCAUAUAAACUGUAAUACUAAAAAUGAGCACAAAUUACAACUUCACUAGGUUCAGAGGUAGAAAUCAAGCCAUAUGUUAAUACAGCUUCCAGAAAGCUGCUCUUAACAAUCAGGCAUGAUUGUGGCCUGAAUCUUUCGUAUGUUUUCCACUAGACAGUGCUGUGCCUUAGUGCUGCAAAGCACCCAUCCCACUAGAGCUGCUAGGUAUUUGUUCUCCAAUCAUUGUACUCUGGAAAUGUUUAAGAUCACAUCUUUUUCACAAUUUGUGCCUUCCCACUUUAAAGCAUAGUACACUCUAAGUGUCAGCUAAAUGCAUUAAACUGCAUGUAACUUACGA